Molecule: messenger RNA, 1101 nt
Organism: Fulvia fulva
Lineage: Eukaryota; Fungi; Ascomycota; Dothideomycetes; Mycosphaerellales; Mycosphaerellaceae
Product: Transcription initiation factor IIF subunit beta
Exons: 1
Coding region: 1-1101 (366 amino acids)
Biological process (GO): transcription initiation at RNA polymerase II promoter; transcription by RNA polymerase II
Cellular component (GO): transcription factor TFIIF complex
Source: RefSeq, a predicted model, not a curated record
AUGGCAGAAGUGAAGCCCGAGAUUAAAGUCGACCCGGCGGACUCGCCCUCAAAGCUGGGAGACAUCGACGAAUUCGAAGACGACACCGACCUCACAUUCCCGACCCAGGCAGAAACGCAGAGAGGCGCAUGGCUGAUCAAGGUGUCAGAGGAUAUGUGGAAAGCAUGGAACGAGAUCUAUCAGAACGCGCCAGAUGGGGAGCAGAUAGAAGUCGGAAAGCUGCGCGUGUAUCACAGCAAGCCAGACGAGCCACAGAAGGCACAGAUCAGACUCCUCACUCCGAAGGACGACGAGCGCUUUGCACCGCAUAAAGAUCUGCCCAAGAUGUACAACCUCGAUGUUCGAGCGACCACGUACAACAACACGAUCGUGUUCUCAGAAAAGGACCUUCCCGGCCAUCGCGCGCAGCAAUUCGGGCAGGGCAAGAACCUGGCUGCUGGUAGACCGACAGGCAUUAACAAGAACGACCGCUAUGGUGGGGGACAAAGGAAGCCUGGCACAUACCGCACCGCUAUUCCGAAGCAAAUCACCCUCCAACCACCCAUCGUCAACGAAGCUGUGGCCAAGGCAGUCGAGGACGACACCUCACUCGACUACUUCAAGAAAGCGUACGACAAGGCGCUCCAAGGUGGUAAGAAGACGACAUUCAACGCCACCGUCGACAAGACAAAGUGGCACCCCGGUAUGACCAACAGCGGCUUCACCUUCGGCAGCACCACUUCGAAGCCAGGCAAGGGCCAGAAGAAGAAGAAGCAGCCAAAGGAGAAGGCCGUGCGCAUGUCAACAAACGAGCUCAUCGACGCGCUCCAGCAAUGCUUCACCGAGUAUCAGUACUGGCAGAUGAAGACUCUGCGUCAACGUCUGCGACAGCCGGAAGCCUUCAUCAAAGAACACCUCGAGGGUAUAGCUUUCCUGAUCAAGAGCGGCGAUUUCAAUGGCAAUUACAAGCUCAACGACAAUACCGCGCGGUUGCUUAAUAUUGAGAAUGGUGUUGGUGUCAAGGAAGAGUCCGCUGUGCUGAAGAGCGAGCCCGAAAGUGAUGGUGGUACAGGCGAUGAAGCGGAGGACGAUGAUAACGACGAAAUGGAAGACGUGAAGUGA